UAGAUGUGGUUAGUCAGCUAGCUUCACACGUCACGAAAAACGUAACAAUUUGUGCGAAAAACACGAAGUUUCUGACGUCGCGUGUUAAUCGAGUUUGUAGCCUGUUCACGCGCACCUUCCUUUCUCUCGUGCGCGAGACGGAAACUUUCCCACAAACUAGGGACUUUUCUGAGGGAGAGACGCGCUCGCGCUGCGAAUCCACGCGCGCGCACACACACACGCACACGAGCGCAGGUCUCGCGCACCAGCAGCAGCAGCAGCAGAAGCCUCAGACCUAGCUUAGCUUUACGCAGCCGUUCGGUUGAUUUUAGUAACUUUAUUCUGAAGGAUAAUGUCUUUUAGUCGACUGGUGUGCUAAAUUUGGAUACUUUUCUCAGAAGGUUUCACAAAAUAAACUACAUUUCUGUCAAAAAAAUGAACAGCCAAGUGGAAAACGAGACAAACGACUACAGCAACGGCCCUGAGGAAGAGGUCCGGACUCUGUUCGUCAGUGGUUUGCCGUUGGACAUCAAACCCCGUGAGCUUUACCUGCUGUUUAGGCCAUUUAAGGGAUAUGAAGGUUCGCUGAUCAAACUUACAUCAAAACAGCCAGUUGGCUUUGUGAGCUUCGACAGCAGAUCAGAGGCUGAAGCUGCCAAGAACGCCCUGAAUGGAGUUCGUUUCGACCCAGAGAUUCCCCAGACGUUACGCCUGGAGUUCGCCAAAGCCAACACCAAGAUGGCCAAGAGCAAACUGGUAGGGACACCCAACCCCCCUCCAUCUCAGCAGAGCCCUGGCCCACCCUUCCUCAGGGAUGCUUACGAGCUCACGGUUCCUGGUCUGUAUCCUAGCAACCCUGACGUGUGGGCAUCAUACCCGUUGUACCCUGCUGACCUAUCACACACCCUUGCGCCCGCUUUCACCUACCCCUCCUCCCUACACACUCAGAUACGUUGGCUCCCUCCAGCAGACGCUCAGGGCUGGAAGUCCAGGCAGUUCUGUUGAAAUAUGUGGUCCUUAUGUGUGAUGGUGGCUAUGGAUGGCCUUGAGGUGCUACCCCCUUCAACCCCAACAAACACCCCACCCCCCACCCCCCACCCCCAACUUCACCUCCCACCCCUUCUAUCUCCAACCACAAAGUCCAAACCAGGGACCUCCAGACUCCCCUUCCUCAGUCAUGGACCACAGGUCACCAACUCCUCCCUCGGGUUUAAAGAGCAAAUCAAGACCAGCUCUGCCUCCAUCACACAUCCCCCUCCCCUUUCUCUACUGUUACACCACUGAUACUUGUAUGGAAGGAGUGCACAUGGGCCUGUAUCUCCAGUGCUCUCUCUCUCUCUCUCUCUCUCUCUCUCUCUUUCUCUCUUACCCCUUUUCCACCAGAAAGAACCAGGUGCUGGUUCAGAGCUAGUGCUGGUGCUGGUUCAAAGUUGGUUCCACUGGCGAACCUUCUAAGAACCGGUUUGCCUUUCCAUCAGCUAGAGAGCCAUGCUAGAGAGUCUGACGUCACUGUAUACGUGUCAUGUUACUUUGUGAACCUACAUUGGCAUCCAAACGCAGCGAAUCCAAUGUGUACGUGCAGCUCCAUGUAAUUUGUAUAAACGGAGGUUGUAAUCGGGAAAGUACAUAACGUUAUUUUAUCAUUAACACAGAAAGAAGUUAGCCUUAGCAUGUAGCUACCUAUUAUGUAGCUACCCUACUACCUACUAAAGUAAAAGUGUAUUAAACAUACUUAGUAUACUUAAGGUACAUUAUCAAAUGCACUAACAUUAGCCCCGCCCCCAGCUCCUGACACAAGCGGUUCUUCAGUCUAGACCAGCAACGUUUUGGUGCUACUUAAGAACCACUUUUCCUCUUUCAGAGCCGGUGCUUUGGCUGUCAAAAAAGAAAGAACUGAUUUUAAAUUAGGCUCUGGCUCCAAACCAGCACUCAAACUGCCUCGGUGGAAAAUGUUCAUCUGUCUCUCUCUCCCUCUGUCUCUCUCUGUCUCUCUCUCUCUCUCUCUCUCUCUCUCUCUCACUCUGUACUUUAUUCAAUAAGAUCAGGCCUUUUCGCUGAAUGGAAAACCGAAGAGAACCUUCAGUAACGUAUUACAGUAUUGUAAUAACGUUGUAUACUUAAGUCUGACUGUCAAGUGAAAUUGUAACCCACUCCUACACAGCCAGUCGAAGGUUUAACAUUGCCACAACCCAAAGAAAACGAUCCAGAGGAGCUCUAACAUGUUUAUGUGACUUUGAACGAGUGUUUUAUUAAAGACUGGAAGGUAAAAUGCUAAAGUCUGUAGAUACGACACUCAGAAACUUUAACAUGAAGAGACAUAAAAAUAUACAGUGUGAAAAAUGUUGGCAUUUUCAGACUAGAUUAGUUCUUUAUCCUAUUAUAAUCUAAGAUAAUUUCAAGUAAUUAAUGUAAUGAUCAACAAUUCUGGAUCCAUAAAACAGGUGAUAGUUUUAAUAAUAAGCAUAAAUAAUGCACUUUUAAUCAUUAACAUUUAUUGAGCCAUGGUUUUGUAAAUUAUUAAUUUAGAGUUGUUUAAAAACUUUCAGCUGGCAGUGUAAGACAAACUCCGGGUCUCGUUCAGGAUGCAGGCAGUAAUGUGUCAGUCCUUCCAUUUAAAUGUUGUGGUUGUGUAUUAAUCAAUAUUAUCUUCAUAACCUACGUUGUUAUCAUUGUCGUUGCUAUUUACACUGAUUUAUAAUUAGCAAACUGCGAUCAAGUUGAAGCAUGACUAAUAAUCAGAACGGAGAUGCUGUACAUUUUUAGACCUUUUGAAGACGAACACAGAAGUAUUUUUGUAAUCAGGUGUGUGUGUGUGUGUGUGUGUGUGUGUGUGUAGGUGUGUGAGGAGAUCAAACUGUUUUUACUUUCCUGCUUCAUUCCAGAUGCCAAAGACAAUCAGAAUGAAGAGGAUACAGAUUCUCUGAUCAUAAUAAUAAUAAUAAUAAUAAUACAUAUCAUAUAUUCCCAAACCAAAGACUUACAGUAUGUGUGCAUGUGCUGAACAUCGUUUACACCACAAUAUAUACAGUAUUCAUGAAAUGGUGUCCAGGAAGUUUGUCUGUGAUCCGUUUCUGUAGGGAAAAUGUCCAUAGACCCAGGUGCUGAGGGGAAGUUCUUUGGAAUUGUGUCUUUUUUUUAAGGUGAAAUGAUGCACAUAAAACACUUCCAAGUCUAUAUAUAUUUCUAUAUAUACACACAAACAUGUUCAUAUAGAAUGUCAGGGUGGUAAAAUGUGCACAGUGCAGAUGAUGUAAGAUCCUCAGGUCCAGACUUUACAGAUCUAGUGACACCUUUCUUUUGUUCUCUUCAUAUUAUAUAAUCCUGAGAUUAGGAUUGUUGUAGCUUUCGUUCAAACUCAUUAAAGCUCCUUAAUUAAGGGAUUUAAAUCCGUAAAAACACGAGCGAUGAUUGAAAUUCCAGUGAUGACAAGUUCAAUAAGUUCAGAAACGUUAACUGUUGCUAUUAUACCACAAAUAUGUCACAAUAAAAGGCUUCAGAUUAGGAGUAACGCUAACCGGACAAAAACAAAACACGCCAUUAUGGAUUCAUUGCCGUUUCAGAGUCGAGACAAACAUAUAAAAUAAAAUAAAGAAAGUGACGUGUGGUGGUCUGGGAAAACCCUUCAUAGAUGUUUCCUCAUGCAAAGAGUUCUGGAAAAUAUAUUCCAAAAAAGAACAUGUUUCAUUUUCUAUGUUUAUCUCACUUUCAGUAAAAAAAAAAAAAAGUAGGCCCCACCUACUUCUGCAUUUAGAACCAAAUCCACUUACAGAAUAACAACAUAUUGAUCGAUUUUAAACAGUUAUAAUUUUAAGAUUUGACCUUGUUAUUUGAAAUCAGGUGAUUUUAAAUUUCUUGUUUUAUUUAUUUAUUUUUUUUUUUUUAAUUUAUUUUUUCUCAAUUGGUCCUUUAUCCGUGUUUUAGACUGCUCAUGGAUCUUGGAAACACUGGUCAUGUGGCAGGAGAAUCACACAUUCUAACACACACACACGCAUGCAUUUGCACCUAGGGGUAAUUUUUGUGACAUUUUCGGGAUAAAAUUUGAUGUCAAAGUGCGUUACUGUUGGAAAAACCUCCAUUUUCAUUUUAAAAAAAAAGUGGCUUGUUUCCAGAAUUCAUUGCCUCAGUGACAUCUGAUGGGUUCUUUUUGCAGACUGAAACAUAUUUUAUUUCUUUGUUCCUGUGUGUUUUUUACAUCCCAGCAGCUUACUGUCACAUCCUGCCUUCAGGUCCUGUUAGAAAUCUCAUACUUAGGAGGUGAAAUCCAGCACAGUGUUGUUGUGUCUUUGCACUUUUUUUUGGAUUGGAUUUGUGACGAUUACCAAAUAUAAAUAGUGUAAACAGAUGACUCUUCUUUCUUCUUGCCCAAAUUUUCUUUCCUGUUCGCUGAAAUUCACAGGUACGGACUUCCGGAGGGGAUUUGAAGAGCAUUUUUGAGUCUAAAUAUAGUUAAAUAUUUAUGUUUCACUGUUCUGAUGCUGCUUUACUUCAGUGGAAACUCAAAUUCGCUCCAGGUUCUUUUAUACUGCUGCAUUUCAAAUUUACUAAGAAGGUGUGAGCUCAAUGUAUGAAGCUGUGGCUCCUGUGUGUGUGUGUGUGUGAUGAUUCUUUUGUAUUUACUACAGUGUCCGAUGAUAUUGAUGUUAGUAUGGAAUGUUACCUGGUCUCGUGAGUUUGUCCUAACAACAGAAACUGUAUAAAACAUCUUCGUGUGUAAUCAAUAAAGAUUUUUAUACAUGUGUAAGUUCA
Molecule: messenger RNA, 4725 nt
Organism: Tachysurus vachellii
Lineage: Eukaryota; Metazoa; Chordata; Actinopteri; Siluriformes; Bagridae
Gene: rbpms
Product: RNA binding protein, mRNA processing factor
Exons: 9
Coding region: 415-984 (189 amino acids)
Molecular function (GO): mRNA binding
Source: RefSeq, a predicted model, not a curated record